AGAAUUAAACUCAAAUGCGAUGUCGGUGUCGAGUCGAGGCGCGGCUUCCCCAGCACAUCGGACCGCGCCAACCAAAUGGCUCUUCACCAAAGAGGAGAUGAAAAAGACAGCGAGCAUUCAAGAAGGAAUGAGCAGAGAAGAAGAACUAGCCUCCCGACAAAUGGCCGCCGCGUUCAUCCAAGAAAUGAUAGAUGGAUUGAACAAUGUUAAAGAUCCAAAAAUGAAAAUCGGUCACACGGGUCUUUGCGUUGCACAUACACAUAUGCAUCGCUUUUAUUAUUUGCAUAGCUUCAAAAAGUAUGAUUAUAGAGACGUAGGUGCUGCUUGUGUAUUUUUAGCGGGUAAAAGUCAGGAGUGUCCAAGAAAAUUAUCACAUGUGAUCAGUGUAUGGCGGGAGCGAAAGGAUAGAAAACAAUUGACGACGGAAACUGCUAGGAAUGAAGCAGCCCAAAUUAUUGUUCUUCUGGAGAGCAUGAUUCUACAGACAAUCGCAUUCGAUCUCAACGUUCAUCUUCCUCAUAUUUAUGUUCUGGAUAUCAUGAAAAAAGUUGAUAAAAAAGAGCAUUAUCGACCUUUGACAUCUUGCGCCUACUAUUUUGCCACAGACGUAAUAGCUGUAACAGACUGGUCACUUCGAUAUUCUGCAGCGUCAAUGUCUAUUGUAAUUAUUCAUUUAAUGGCAGCCUAUGCCAAUGUCCGGAUAGAGCGAUUAUUUGCCGAUUUCAUCAAUGAAGAUUCACCGUGGUAUGCGAAAUUUGACGAAACAAUGACGAACGAGAAGCUGAGAGAAAUGGAAGUAGAUUUCCUUGUAACAUAUCGGAAUUCCUGUCAAUUUCACCAUGCUUCCAAAUUCAACUUCCGUGAACAUCGUCCUAUGCUGGAGAAUCCAGACGUACGGAAAUUAGAUCGUACGAGAGAUGCCAGAAGUCAUAGUCCAAUGGUUCAUCAUGUACCUGAUUCUACAGUAAAUGUACGACCGAGAGCAUACGUUCCGAGAGAUGAAUUGACAGUUGAAAGAUUAAACAAAGAACGAGGUGUGGAAGAAGAACGUCGGAAACGAGAACGAGAUCGAAUGGCUGGAAAACUUGACAGUUCAACGAGUAGUGAAAAGCGUGCUCGAAUAGAUCCACUUGCCAACAAUUUCGUAUCUUCAUCAUCGUCAUCAAAUGGAAAAUUGGCCCCACCUCCAAUACCUCCACAGCUUAAUUUUCCGCCACCACCAAUCGUGUCAUCUGGAUAUAAUCACAAAAAUCAGAUUAAUCGAAAGAAUCAUGAGAAUAAUCAUACAAAUUCUUCGGUUUCGCCAGCGUUUGUGCCCAGUGCUCGAACAUUCGACGUGGCUCCAAUGCUUACACCACCAACUGCUCCAAAGCUCCAAAGUGCUGAUAAUUCAGAUAUGGAUUUGGAAGAUGGUGAACUAGAAUAAUUAUUUUUAGUUCGUAUUUUUAUUAGUUGUAUCUCCUUUCUUAUCCAAAAAUCUAGCUACAGAUGUUUAUUUUUAUCUAUUUUUGGCUCAAUAUUUGAAUAUCAAUCCACAAAAUCUCUGCCUUGCCCCCAUUUACCGUUUCUUUCUUUGCUAAUUUAUUUGAUCUGUUCAUUUUUAUUUCCUUUUGUUGUUUACUUUCUAAAAUAUGUUUUUGAAAAGAUUUAGCUUAUGAAACCCCGAUUCCCUAGCAUUUCAAUGUAUUCUUUUUACGCCCAUCGUUAAGCACAAAAUUCCUCGAAAGUUACAAAAACCCACCGGUUUCAAUAGUUUUUCUCACUUGAGAAAUUCAAUUUUUCAUCAUCAUCAUCAUCCCUUGUUGAUUCUUUCCUCCUCUCACUGUGAGACUUGUCUGUGAAAUUUUUUUCUCAUUUGCAUGGCAUUUGUUUUGUUUCCGAGUUAUAUCAAUUGAAACUGCAAUUUUUCUGUUCAUCUUCAUUCUGUACUGUAGCAUUAUCGAAAUUUAGUACAUAAUGAAUGGUUUUUAAAACAA
This is a messenger RNA of Caenorhabditis elegans, 1976 nucleotides long. It is a transcript of the gene cit-1.1, whose product is annotated as Cyclin-T1.1. The transcript is spliced from 15 exons. Gene Ontology annotation, molecular function: cyclin-dependent protein serine/threonine kinase regulator activity. The coding region runs from base 20 to 1426 and encodes 468 amino acids. The record is from RefSeq and is marked reviewed. Gene Ontology annotation, biological process: regulation of transcription by RNA polymerase II. Lineage: Eukaryota; Metazoa; Nematoda; Chromadorea; Rhabditida; Rhabditidae.